AUGGACAACGAGAACGUAAACAAUCAACUUAACCUCGUAGAAGACGAAGACGAGAACGCGAGAAGAAUAAGAGAGAUCAACCUUCAAUCUCUCCAGACGCAACAGGCAAUAAAUGAUUUGCGCAUGCUCAUUGCCGAUCUAAGAGAGCGUCCAAUAUGCGCUCCUCGACGCAUCCAACACGGAGCCAUGCGCCGCGAAAAUGGAGGACGUUUACACUGUGCCUUCUGUAACGCCGACGGACAACAUCAAUCGGACUCCUGUCCUCAGGUGAGAGAUGGAGAAUCAAGAAGGCAGAUUUUGGACUCGGAGAGACGCUGCCACACGUGUUUCGCGGUUCUUCGUAUCGCAUGCCCUGGGGACAGGAGGUGCAGGAGAUGGGCAAAUCCGUGCUAUCACUGCCGCGCCUAUGGACACCACUCUGCAAUAUGCGAACUGCCGGAUCGAAGCGAUGUCGUUAUGUGGAGACGCUUACAACGCGCACGAGAAGCUCUCCGAUCCGCAGAAGCCAGACUCGAAAGACUGCGCGGGGAUCUGCGAAUCUUGCUCUAA
This is a messenger RNA of Cylicostephanus goldi, 549 nucleotides long. The record is from the annotation of a GenBank genome assembly. NCBI's taxonomy places the organism in Eukaryota, Metazoa, Nematoda, Chromadorea, Rhabditida, Strongylidae.